GACGAUGAGUGGAUUCUCAAUUCUGUUACUACAAAAAUAACUAAAUCAUCAUCAUAAUGAAACAAGAACAUCAACUGAAUGAUGAAAACUCACAACAAAUUCAAACUAAAUUUGCAACAAUCAUUCAACCACAACAUCUACAUUCAUCUGCUUACAAAUCAUCAACGAACAAAUUUCAAAUCAUUCACAGAUCAACACACAAAUAAACCAAAAGUAGUUCUGCAGAUUAUGAUGUUUGUUGAUGUGAAAUAUAUGGUUAAUUCAAUGUUAUAUCAUGUUUUCUGUAAUACUGAAGGUGCUACGAGUUUGCAUCGUUAUGGAUCGUCAAUGUGAAGAAGUUCCUCUCGGUUUGUAGAUCAGUUGUUUGCAAAGAUAGGUGGUAAGAGUUCCAAGAGAUUUUCAUCAGUCGAUUUUGCAUCUUUACAAAUCGCCAAUGUGAACAAGUUCCUACCGGUUUACAAAUCACUCAUUUCCAAAGAUAGGUGCAAUCAGUAAUGGAGAUAUCACUGUUGAAAACGCUUCUUGAAAACAUAUCCAGUGUUCUUCAUCUGUCAUGUGAAGAUAACAGAUUUUGUGAUAUUGUCGAAAAGUGUUACAUCAUGAUUGAAGAAGUACUGAAGUUGAUUAAGCCGAUACUCGACACUAUCGUUGAUGCUGAUGUGACAUCAGAACAAUCGCUAGAAAAGGACUUUGCAGGCAUGAAUCAGUCUGUUGAUGAACUCCGGAAGGUUCUUGAAGAUACUCAUCCGUUAAUGAGUAAAGUUUACUUUGCUUUGAAGGUUGACUCGUUGUUAACAAAAGUUCAGACUCACGGGUUGGACCUUGUUGACCUGCUACAAUCAUGCGAAGGACUGCUACCUGAUGAACUGAGUUCAGCGUCACUUGAGCAUUGCAUGCAGAAAAUUAAACAUAUGGGAUACGAAAAGCCAUCGGAUAUCGUCUCCAAAGCGAUAAAAGAUCAAGCGGAGGGCACGAAACCGAGCUCAGGUAUCCGGUCAAAAAUAGCUGAUUCGCUUAGCUUAAAGUCAAAUCAAGAACUUUUAAUCGAGUUAGUAGCUCUCGAAAACUUAAAGGAGAAUGCUGAACAGUUAGAAAAGUUAACGGAUGUAGAGUAUAUCGAAGAAAUGAUUAAUCUUGUUACAUACAUGCACGAUUGCUUUAUUGAAACGAAACAAUCACAGAGCUGCAACACGGUACCAAUCCCACCCGACUUUUGUUGCCCGUUAUCGCUUGAACUCAUGACCGAUCCGGUAAUCGUAGCGUCAGGACAAACGUAUGAACGGGAAUAUAUCCGUGAUUGGAUUGAUCUUGGUCUUACUGUUUGCCCUAAGACAAUGCAAACGCUUGUACACACUAAUCUUAUUCCUAAUUACACCGUUAAGGCGUUAAUUGCGAGUUGGUGUGAUUCCAACAAUGUGAAGAACGUAAUUGUGUCUAACGAGAUCCAUCAGGAAGAAUGUUGUUUGGAAGACCAUCAUGCGUGUUCAUCGUCAGAAGAUUCCAUGCCUGAAAUACCGGGAAAUGAACAUGAAUUUAAUGAGUAUGAGGGCUCCGGUGGACCUUCAUCCAUAUCACCGGCAAGGAAAGAAUCUUCGGCUGGCGGUGGAGCGGACGAAGGCUCACCGGAAGAGGUGGUGGCAGAGGCUCAGCCCGCCAUUGUCGCCACACAAUCGAACCAGCACGAAUACGAAUACUCACCUCGAUUUAGAAACCGAUUAAGAAAUCAAAUACGGCACAGAACAAGUGAAAGAUUUGGAGUACCAAGAAACAUUUCUUCGGUUACUGAAACCCGAAACGAUAUCAGUGAAGUUGAAACUCAAGUCAAUAAACUAGUUGAGUGUUUAAGUAGCACUUCACUUGAAACCAUAAAGAAUGCUACUUCUGAAAUAAGAGUACUUGCGAGAAACGAUAAAGAUAUACGAAAUGUAAUAGCAAACUGUGGUGCGAUCCCGUUCUUAAUCAGCCUACUCAAUUCACCCGACGAAAAUAUCCAAGAAAAUUCCGUCACUGCCCUUUUAAACUUAUCGAUAAACGAAGUUAACAAAGCUGUAAUAGGUAAUUCUGGUUCAAUCGAACCGUUAAUUCACGUCCUCCAAACCGGGAGCUCAGUGGCACGAGAAAAUUCAGCUGCAACACUUUAUAGUCUCUCACUAACCGAAGAAAACAAGCGAAAAAUCGGUCGGGCUGGAGCGAUCGGGCCGCUAGUUAACUUAUUAGGAAACGGGACCCUACGGGGAAAGAAAGAUGCAGCCACAGCUUUAUUCAACCUAUCAACGUUUCACGAAAACAAGGCGCAUAUCGUGCAGGAGGGUGCGGUUCGGUUUUUUGUCGAGUUGAUGGACCCUACAACUGGGUUGUUUGAUAAGGCAGUUGCGGUUCUAUCAAAUCUCGCUACGAUUCCCGAGGGCCGAGCCAAGAUUGGUCAGGAGAAUGGGAUUCCAAUGCUGGUUGAAGUGUUGGAACUCGGUUCGGCUCGAGGAAAGGAGAAUGCUGCUGCAGCUCUCUUACAGUUGUGUACUAAUAGUAAUAGAUUUUGUAAUAUGGUGCUUCAAGAGGGCGCGGUCCCACCGUUGGUGAUGUUGUCGCGCACGGGUACCCCGAGAGCUAAGGAAAAGGCUCAAUCGUUACUUAGCUACUUUAGAAACCAGCGGCGUAGCAACGCUGAGAGGAGAUAGGGGAAAAUUCAGUUGAUAAGUUGUGUAUACAGUUGCAAAUUUAUUGUUGUAUACUUAACAAACAUUUUUUAUGUAACAAUGAUUCUAUGAUGUAACAAAACAGUUUACUUUUAAACGAAAGUUCAUGAUAACAUAUACAAAAUAAAUUAGUUUGAUAUUUA
Molecule: messenger RNA, 2836 nt
Organism: Helianthus annuus (common sunflower)
Lineage: Eukaryota; Viridiplantae; Streptophyta; Magnoliopsida; Asterales; Asteraceae
Product: U-box domain-containing protein 2
Exons: 7
Coding region: 495-2675 (726 amino acids)
Biological process (GO): protein ubiquitination
Cellular component (GO): cytoplasm; nucleus
Molecular function (GO): protein binding; ubiquitin-protein transferase activity
Source: RefSeq, a predicted model, not a curated record